CGCGUCCGUCGCCGUGGAGACGGGCUCCGGCACGGCGGCAUGGCCUGGCUGGAGGUGGCGGCGGGCGGCGAGCGGCCCACGCGGGCCCGGCUGUGCUCCCUGGCGGCGCUGGGGCUGCUGUUGCUGGGCACGCUCACCUAUGUGCCGCCCCUGCUGGUGGCCUACCGGAGCCACGGGUUCUGGCGCACGCAGAGCAGCUACGCCGAGCAGCCGAGCGUCCGCUUCCGGCACGAGGUGCUCCUGGCUGCGCUGACGGAGGGCCGCGGCGGCGGCGGGCUCGUGGGCUGGAGCUCCUUCGCCGCCUGCAACCGGCUGCUGGGAGCCCGCCUGCGCGUCCCGCUGGUCUCGGCUAGAGAGGAAGACACGAAUCAAGAUGGAGUAAUGGACCUGCUCCAUUUUCAGCUGGUGCUUCCAUUGCUCUCCUCCGAACAAGUAGUUGGGAUUCAGCUCCUGCUGACUUUUUCCUAUCAGUUGCACAGAAUGUCCAGCUUUGUGAUGCAGAGCAUGGCUUUUUUGCAGUCUUUUUCCCCUGUGCCGGGAUCACAGGUGUUUGUGAGUGGAGAUCUCAAGCUUCAUCAGAGGCAGCCACUUAGCCACGCUGGGCUGGAUAGCAGAUAUAACGUGUCUGUGAUCAAUAGUACAAGUCCUUUUGCGCAGGACUAUGAUUUUGUGAACAUUGUUGAAACAUAUCAGAAGAGGAAUGUCACAACAGUUUUGUCUGGUCCCAGUCCGAUCUGGGUGACUGGAAGAUCACCAGAUCAACCAUUUGUGAUCCAGGCCUUCAUCCACUAUCCAGUGGAAUUGAUUGCAUAUCAGCCAGGCUUCUGGGAAAUGAUGAAGUUUGCCUGGAUCCAGUACGUUGGCAUCCUCCUGAUCUUUUUGUGGAUUUUCAAAAGAAUAAAACUCUUCCUUCUUCGAAAUCAAGUGCUGAACACAGUACCAGUGUCUCCGGUUCCCCCACCACUGUUCUAUAAAGAGCACAAAUCCUGACCCAGCUUGCACAGGAUAAAGAACUUUGCUUUCAAUUCCUUUGACUGCUUUGCAUUUACAAGAUGAGGCAUUCCACAGUAUGGUUCAUCUAUUAUUUUUGCAAAGUUUAUCAAUAUGUCCUCACCGUAGAUUCACUUUGCUGUCCUGUUUUCAGAAAUUUGUUUGUUAUUAUGGUCUAUCAGGUGCAUAUCAGCCAUAGUCAAUAUGGUGGCAAGAUAAAACUUUGUAAAAAGUUAUAUAAAUGAGUCGCACUGCC
Molecule: messenger RNA, 1246 nt
Organism: Candoia aspera
Lineage: Eukaryota; Metazoa; Chordata; Lepidosauria; Squamata; Candoiidae
Gene: TMEM231
Product: transmembrane protein 231
Exons: 7
Coding region: 40-990 (316 amino acids)
Biological process (GO): regulation of protein localization; cilium assembly
Cellular component (GO): ciliary transition zone; ciliary membrane
Source: RefSeq, a predicted model, not a curated record